Messenger RNA from Acanthosepion pharaonis, 1908 nucleotides. The record is from the annotation of a GenBank genome assembly. Lineage: Eukaryota; Metazoa; Mollusca; Cephalopoda; Sepiida; Sepiidae.
AUGCGCCUGAAGGAAAUGAAAUGUCACUGUCUUCGCAUAUCCCCGUCAAUCAGGCUCUUUCUCUUCUUUGUCUCCGUUCUUUUACACCUCCUCCAAAACCACUUUCUUCUUUUUUUUCUUUUUAAGUCUUCUCCUCCUGCACUAAAUCUGCACCGCCAUAUUGUGAAUAUGGCGGCUUCUUUCUUUCUUUCUUUCUUUCUUUCUUUCUUUCUUUCUUUCUUUCUUUCUUUUACUUUCCCCUCUCUGGAUAUAGCAAUUUUUUCAUUUUCUAUUUUUUUUUAUUUUGACUUAUCCUGUAAUCUCCACACAUUCUUUCUUUCUAUCUUUCUUUCUUUCUUUCUUUCUUUCUUUCUUUCUUUCUUUCUUUCUUUCUUUCUUUCUUUCUUUCUUUUCACCUAUCUGCGUAUCGCCAUCUUUCAUUUUUUUUUCUUCCUUCUUUUGACUUAUCCUGUAAUCGCCAUUACAUUCUUUCUUUCUCUUUCUUUUUUUAUAUCUUUUGAUCUAUCCUGUAAUCGCUAUAUUUUCUUUUUUUUUCUUUCUUUCUUUCUUUCAUUCUUUCUUUUGACUUAUUCUGUAAUCGCCCUUCUUUCUUUUUUUCUUUUUACCUAUCUGCAUAUGGCCAGUCCUUUCUCUUUUUCCUUUCUUUUCAGCUAUUCUGUAAUCACCUUUUCUUUCUUUCUUUCUUUCUUUCUUUCUUUCUUUCUAUUUUUUCUCUAUUUUUUAUGGAGGUCCUCCUUAUCUUUCUCCUUUCCUUUCUUUUUCUUUUCCUUUCCUUUAUCCAAUCCUUCUUAUCUUUGUCUUUUUCUUUUCUUCUUUCUUUUCCUUUUCUUUAUUCUCCCUUCUUAUCUUUGUCAUUUCUUUUCUUCUUUCUUUUCCUUUUCUUUAUCUAAUUCUUCUUAUCUUUGUCCUUUCUUUUCUUCUCUCUUUUCCUUUUCUUUAUCCAAUCCUUCUUAUCUUUGUCCUUUCUUUUCUUCUCUCUUUUCCUUUUCUUUAUCCAAUCCUUCUUAUCUUUGUCCUUUCUUUUCUUCUUUCUUUUCCUUUUCUUUAUCUAAUCGUUCUUAUCUUUGUCCUUUCUUUUCUUCUUUCUUUUCCUUUUCUUUAUCCAAUCCUUCUUAUCAUUGUCCUUUCUUUUCUUCUUUCUUUUCCUUUUCUUUAUCUAAUCCUUCUUAUCUUUGUCAUUUCUUUUCUUCUCUCUUUUCCUUUUCUUUAUCUAAUCCUUCUUAUCUUUGUCCUUUCUUUUCUUCUCCCUUUUCCUUUUCUUUAUCCAAUCCUUCUUAUCUUUGUCCUUUCUUUUUUCUUCUCUUUUUUUUUUCUUUUAUCCAAUCCUUCUUCUCUUUGUCCUUUUCUUUUCUUCUUUCUUUUUUUGUUUUCUUUUUUUAUCUAAUCCUUUUUCAUUUUUUUAUCCUUUCUUUUCUUUUUUCUUUUCCUUUUCUUUAUCCAAUCCUUCUUAUCUUUGUCCUUUCUUUUCUUCUUUCUUUUCCUUUUCUUUAUCCAAUCCUUCUUAUCUUUGUCCUUUCUUUUCUUCUUUCUUUUCCUUUUCUUUAUCCAAUCCUUCUUAUCUUUGUCCUUUCUUUUCUUCUCUCUUUUCCUUUUCUUUAUCCAAUCCUUCUUAUCUUUGUCCUUUCUUUUCUUCUCUCUUUUCCUUUUCUUUAUCCAAUCCUUCUUAUCUUUGUCCUUUUUUUUUUUCUCUCUUUUCUUUUCUUUUAUCCAAUCCUUCUUAUCUUUGUCCUUUCUUUUCUUCUCUCUUUUCCCUUUUCUUUUAUCCAAUCCUUCUUAUCUUUGUCCUUUCUUUUUUCUUCUUUUUCCUUUUCUUUAUCCAAUCCUUCUUAUCUUGUCUUUUUUUCUUUUUUUCCUUUUCUUCCUUCUUUCUUUGUCCUUUUUUCUUUUCUUCUUUCUUUUCCUUUCUAA